AUGGCCUCUAAAUCCGCAGAAGACACGACUGGCACCCUGUAUCUGAUCGCCAUCCAGGUAGUGUCAAGAGGACUAACAUUCAUAGGCAAUCAAGCAUUGCUCCGUUAUGUGUCUCCUGGACACCUAGGCCUUGCAGUACAGCUGGAGGCUCUGUCCACAUCUGUCCUCUACACAGCUCGUGAGAGCUUGCGUGUUGCUCUACAAAGAAGCCCGCGAAUCGCGUUUGAGAAAAAGAGCCGUCGCAUAGCAGUCGCAACGUCUCAAUCUGCUGUAAAUGCUGCGUGGCUCGUGAUCGUUCUUGGUGUGGUACUGGGUAACCUCUUCAGCUUUCUUUAUCUAUACCCUGCUAGCACAGAUUUGUUAAACUCUCCAGAUUUCAAAUUAGCUUUUUGGCUCUAUGCUGUAGCCACGAUAUUAGAGCUUCUGUCCGAGCCCAGCUUCGUUGUCAUACAACAGAACUCGCUUUUCAAGAGCCGUGCACGUGCAGAAACUUCGGCUGCAGUAGCGAGGUGCAUCAGCGCUUGCUUGACUGCUGUGAUUACGUAUCGAAGAAAGAUGCCUAUGUCCGUGCUCCCAUUCGCUGUUGGCCAAGUUCUUUAUGGACUGUUUCUGUCCAGCAUAUAUUGUUGGACGGCAGCUGUCAAGGCCUCCUCAGCAGGCUUCUCUACUCUGCCCGAAAAGGUGGAAGCCACGUCAGACAUUUUGUUUUCCCGUUUCUCGAGACCACUUCUUGGUCUCGCUGGAGCUUUCUACGGACAGUCUAUCUUCAAGUGGUUGCUGACACAAGGUGAUACACUAGUCCUGUCUCUAUUCGCUGACCUAAGUGCACAAGGCAUUUUCGCACUUGCCAGCAACUACGGAGGACUACUUUCCCGACUUCUAUUUCAACCAAUGGAGGAAAGCAGUCGCAACGUGUUCGGACGACUCUUGGCUAACGAGAAGUUGACGAGGACAGGAGACUCUACUGGCAAAUCACCCGACUUGAUUGACAAGCGCAAACAAGCACUUCAAUAUCUGUCUACAACCUUGCGCGUGUACAGUCUAGCUAUUGCGAUACCAUGUAUCACCCUUUUACCUCAAAUCUUUCCACUACUUGUGCAGACACUCCUUGGUUCCAGGUCACAAUGGAAUUCAGCACAGACUUCGGCUCUGUUAUCAGCAUACAGCUAUUACAUUCCGUGCUUGGCAUUUAACGGUAUCCUUGACGCCUUCGUUACCAGUGUUGCUACAGAAGCAGAACUUGGGGCACAAUCACUCAUGAUGAUUGGCACAACUAUGAUCUACCUCAGCUCUGCUUACUUGGGCAUGACCGUCAUGCAGCUUGGCGCGGUCGGUUUGGUAUACGCAAAUAUCCUCAAUAUGCUGCUGCGGAUUGGCUUCAGUAUAUGGUUUAUCGCUGGCUGGAUACGAGGGUAUCUGCCUUUGAAGAGGGCUAAGCAUCAAAGAUCAGUAUUUAGACAAUUUGUGGACAACAGCAUUCCAAAUCCGUCUUGUCUAUUGGUAUCGGCGCUUAUCGGCGCGGCGCUUCUGGCAGAGGGUAACGUGAGACUCGUCUUGGGAAAACAAGAGAACCCACAAACGACUGCUAAAGUCAAACUUGCGGGACUUUUCUUGGACUUCGACCUCUUCAGCUUGAGCUACUUCCUGACAUGUGUCGUUCUACUCAUCAGUUCUGUAGCAAUAACAGAGAGCACUUUCCUGCUUGAAGUGCUGGAGCCGAUCGUACCACAGAGAGUCAAAGCAUGGCUCACGUUUCUAUUCCCACCUCGGCAGGACAGCCUUCGGACGAAGCCAAAUGAUACCAAAAUCAGCUGA
Molecule: messenger RNA, 1815 nt
Organism: Lithohypha guttulata
Lineage: Eukaryota; Fungi; Ascomycota; Eurotiomycetes; Chaetothyriales; Trichomeriaceae
Gene: RFT1
Product: Oligosaccharide translocation protein rft1
Exons: 1
Coding region: 1-1815 (604 amino acids)
Biological process (GO): dolichol-linked oligosaccharide biosynthetic process; glycolipid translocation
Cellular component (GO): endoplasmic reticulum membrane
Source: RefSeq, a predicted model, not a curated record